AUGAUUAUCAUUGUGGUGCUCGCCAUCAUCUACGGCAUGUUGUUCCACAUCGGGACAAGCGAAUCCGUCAAUGUGAAUCUCUCUUUCAUUAAUGUUAUAGUAAAUGAUAGAAGUAUACGUGUUCUUCUGGGCCAGUCAUUCGUAAUGCCCAAGAAGCCACGCCUAUGGAUGAAGUACAUAUGUUUUCUGUUGUGUUACACAAGUCUUAUUAUAUCUACAACAUACCAGGCGUACCUGCAAUCGAAUCUCAUACACCCGGCGUUGGAAAAGCGAGUGGGAUCGUACGACGACAUGAUCAAGGCUGGCCUUAAAAUAGCCAUAACUUCACAAGAGUUGGAAUUCUUGGACAAACCAACAUACAUCAAGUACAAAGAGCUAUUCGUUUCCAUCGAGCCAUACGAUCGUUUUCUAAAGCUAAGGGAGAGUAUGGACACGCGCUUCGUCUAUCCGGUCUCCAACACAAGAUGGGAAGUUUUCAACGAACAACAGCGCCUGUUUCAGAGGACUUUAUUUUAUUACUCCUCACAUCUGUGUCUGAGCAAGCAAGCGUUGCUGGCGGUGCCCUUGCGUCCUAAUUUACCGUACAAAUCGUUAUUCGAUAAGCAUCUGCUGCAUUUACGGGAAACAGGUCUGCUGCAAUACUGGAUAAGUGUCAAUUUUUAUACUAUGGUCCGCUUGAAAAUUACCGCCUUUCGUGAUCUCAGCACCCCAGAAGAAAGUGUCGAUGCGAUAGAGCUGGACGACCUCAAGUGGAUUUGGCUAUUCUAUUGCUCCAAUGUACUUUUGGCCAUUUCCGUUCUAAUAUGUGAACUUAUUUAUUUCCAUAAAGUAACAAAGCACCACUAG
This is a messenger RNA of Musca domestica (house fly), 846 nucleotides long. RefSeq lists its product as uncharacterized. The transcript has a single exon. The record is from RefSeq and is a predicted model, not a curated record. Bases 1 to 846 code for a protein of 281 amino acids. NCBI's taxonomy places the organism in Eukaryota, Metazoa, Arthropoda, Insecta, Diptera, Muscidae.